This is a messenger RNA of Dipodomys ordii (Ord's kangaroo rat), 2494 nucleotides long. RefSeq names its product zinc finger protein 251 (gene Znf251). The record is from RefSeq and is a predicted model, not a curated record. Gene Ontology annotation, cellular component: nucleus. Lineage: Eukaryota; Metazoa; Chordata; Mammalia; Rodentia; Heteromyidae. The transcript is spliced from 3 exons. Gene Ontology annotation, biological process: regulation of DNA-templated transcription. The coding region runs from base 89 to 1972 and encodes 627 amino acids.
UCCAGGCCUGGCUUUUCUGCUCCCGUGUGGACCCAGCACGGGCCUCCGACCAGUGCUGCACUCAAAGGACGUGUCAUUACAGGGAGAAAUGCCGCUGACCUUCCAGGAUGUGGCCGUGUACUUCUCCCAGGCCGAGGGGCAGCAGCUGGGGCCCCAGCAGCGAGCGCUGUACAGGGACGUGAUGCUGGAGAACUACGGGAACAUGGCCUCGCUGGGAUUCUCGAUCCCUAAGCCAGAGCUGAUCUCCCAACUGGAGCAAGGGGAGGAACUAUGGGUCCUGGAUCUUCUGGGGGCUGAAGAACCAGAGGUCUUGAGAACCUGCCAGACAGAUUCUGAGAUUGGGACCAAGAAGGAGCUAUCCAUUCUAAGCCAGAAAUACUCUGAAGAAUUAAAAACUCCAGAAUUUAUAUUCAGACGCUCAAAACCUAAUUUACAGGCACCUGAGUCCCAGGAAGCUCAGGGCCAUGAGUAUCAGACAGAAGGAAAGCAGGGAUGCUCUGCUGAGCAGAACGUGAAGAAAUCCUGUCUUCACAGGAGAGCUUUUAGAGAGGAGCAACCUACAGAACAGAGACCUGAGGUGUGUGGUGUGUCUGAUGGACACUUGAAACCAAACCAAAGUAUUGUUAGACUUCAAGGAAAUAAAAUAGAGGACAGAGCCUUUAAAUGUGGCAUAUGCAGCAAAGCCUUCAAAUAUAAGUCAGACUUGAAGCGCCAUCGGAGAGGCCACACCGGGGAAAAGCCUUAUGUGUGUGGUCGCUGCGGACGAGCCUUUACUCACAGCUCAGGCCUUAAUAUGCACCGUCAAGUUCACACUGGGAAUAAACCAUUUAAGUGUAAUGACUGUGGGAAAACCUUUGGACUCAACUCCCACCUUCGUCUGCACCAGAGAAUUCACACUGGAGAAAGACCUUUUGGGUGUAACCAAUGCGGAAAAGCCUUCAGUCGCAGCUCAUCUCUUAUUCAGCAUCGUGUGAUACACACAGGACAGAAACCUUACAAGUGUAACGACUGUGGGAGAGCCUUCAGCCAGAGCCCUCAGCUGACUCAGCACCAGAGAAUUCACACAGGUGAGAAGCCCCAUGCAUGCACUUGGUGUGGGAAGGCCUUCAGUCGCAGCUCCAGCCUUAUUCAGCAUCAGAGGAUUCACACAGGAGAGAAGCCCCACAAAUGCAAUCAGUGUGGGAAGGCCUUCAGUCAGAGCUCUAGCCUUUUCCUCCAUCACAGGGUUCAUACCGGAGAGAAGCCCUAUGUGUGUAGUGAAUGUGGCAGAGCCUUUGGCUUCAACUCUCACCUUACUGAACAUGUGAGAAUUCACACUGGAGAGAAGCCUUAUGUUUGCAAUGAGUGUGGCAAAGCCUUCAGCCGGAGUUCUACACUUGUACAGCACCGCAGAGUGCACACAGGGGAGAAGCCCUAUCAGUGCACUGAGUGUGGGAAAGCCUUCAGCCAGAGCUCCCAGCUCACCCUACAUCAACGUGUCCACACUGGAGAGAAGCCCUAUGAAUGUGGAAGCUGUGGGAAAGCCUUCAGCCGCAGAUCAACCCUAACUCAGCAUCAGCGGGUUCACACAGGGAAGAUUCCUCUUGGAGGAAAAUGCAACCCAGCUUUUGCUCAUGACUCCAGCCAUCCAUCUACUAGAGAGAGAUGUGGCAGGGCGUUCAGCCAUGGUGAAAACCUUGUUUUGCACUGGACAGUUCACACUGGUUGGAAGACCCUGGGAUGUAAUGAAUGUGGGAAAACGUUCAGCCCUACCCAGCCCACUAUGCAUCAGAAAACCAAUGCUGGGGACAAACCUUAUAAAUGCCAAGAAUGUGCAAAGGCUGUUAGUGGGGGUUCAGCCCUUAUUCAACACCAGGUAACUCCUGGUGGAGACAAGUCCCUAUUGAAUGAUGGAUCUGAAAGAUACUUUAUUCAUAUCAAAAAGAUUUUCCAAGAAAGACGUUUUGAGUGUGAUAAAUGUGAGAAACAGUAAUAGUUCCUUUUAUGUUAGAUGAGAUGGGAGAAUGGAAGAAGGCACAAAAAUUACUAGCAAAACAAAAGUCUAUAGAUUAAAUGACUUCAAUUAAAUUUGAAAGUACACACUGAGAUAAUUCAUGCUACAAAGCAGUUAUCUGUAUAGAGGUCACUGUUGUGCUCAUGGGUGAGCUGUGUGGCACCACAUCCAGACAUCACACUGAAGGAGAGGAGGCCAAAACAGUACACCUACCUAAUCUGGGACUGCCCCCAGAAUUCUGGGACUUGGAUAGUCCAAGUCCAGGCUUGUGGAUGAGAGUACCCAGCUUCAGGCCCACUGGGCAGAUUGGAGCCUUCCCUCUACCUCCCCAUGUCCAGCUGUCUCCCCCUGCCCACAGGAGCCAACUUCUGAGAAGCUCAGCAGAGGAGCAGACCUCAAGGAUCAAUAAGGCAGUGACAACAUGUGUCUUUUUGUUGUUGUUGUUGGUCAGUCUUGGGGCCUCAACUCAGAGUCUGGGUGCUGUCCCUCAGCUCUUGCUCA